AAUUGUUUAACGAUGUGGCAUUCUUAUUUUUAGUGUUCGUAAGAAAACAGCGAUUUUAUGUUUAGUUCAAAAAUAUAAGCCCUGGUCUAAUAUUGGGAGGGUUUACAUCGGGAAGCAAAUUUACAUACCAAAGUGUGGAGGCGGGGCUAUUUUAGGGUAUUACCUUCUUGAUUUGUAUAAGUGUCGUUUUCUUCUUUCCAACCAUCCAUCUUGGUCCAUUCUACAGGAAGUCCAAUCGUUGGUAGAGUUCUAGAAGCGGGCGAGGGUGAGAACCGCGAACGGUAGUCGCCCGCAAACCUUGAACGAGGCUGCAACACGACAGUGUUGUUGAAGCAAUCGGGAAGAAAAGAUGGCUGCCAACGCUCCUCUUGACGAAGAGAAAAUGUCUACGGCCCUGGUUGAGCCAGACGCAUGUACUCAAGAAUAUAUUUUCCAACAGACCAUGUAUAGAAUCAAAGACCCAGAAGUAUCUUUGAACUUUUAUAGUAAGGUGCUUGGUAUGAGGCUGUUACAUAGACUUGAUGUCCCGUCGAUGAAGUUCACGGUGUAUUUUAUGGGGUUCGAAAAUAAGGCAGAUAUUCCAGAGGACAAAAAGGCGAGAACAGAAUGGGCUUUUUCCAGGAAAGCUACGCUGGAGCUUACUCAUAACUGGGGUACUGAAUCGGAUCCAAACUUCAGUGGAUACCACAAUGGGAACUCGGACCCUCGAGGAUUUGGUCACAUCGGGUUGAUGGUUCCCGAUGUAUACAAGGCUUGUGAACGGUUUGAAUCGCUUGGGGUUGCUUUUGCAAAAAAGCCAGAUGCAGGGAGAAUGAAGGGACUUGCAUUUAUAAAAGAUCCAGAUGGAUACCUGAUUGAAAUUCUGAACAACAAGGCAAUGUCAGACUUGAAGGUUGAGUAAGGACUGCUGGACUCGCAUCAAUGAAAACGCUUCUUUUUAUUUCCUCAAAAUUUAAAAUACGCUCCAUGCUUGCUUGAAAUCAUAUGCUGUAAUUUUUUUCCUAUUAAACCAGCUUAAUUAUGUGACCAUGUCA
Molecule: messenger RNA, 1034 nt
Organism: Rhopilema esculentum
Lineage: Eukaryota; Metazoa; Cnidaria; Scyphozoa; Rhizostomeae; Rhizostomatidae
Molecular function (GO): lactoylglutathione lyase activity; metal ion binding
Source: RefSeq, a predicted model, not a curated record